ACUGCCUUUUCUCGGGCCGAUCAUUCCCCUUAGCCUCGUUACCGAUUGAGAUUUAACAGCGCCUUUGGAUCUUAACGAGCCUUCGCACGACCUCCGCUUCGAGAGCUCGCGCGUGAGCCGCAUCUGAGUGACUACCGGUUCCGUUUAUAUCCCAGUUUCUUGAAUUUUUAAUGGAAAAUGGCGAUGUUUCCUCAGUCCGCCAGUGUGUUCUGCCUCCUCGCCGUCCAAACUGUGCUGCUCCUCAGUGUGUCUUCACCGGGAACGGCGACGCUCCGGUUUCCUCAGCACUACACGAUGAUUCACUGGGCAGGUCGUAUAGAGAAAGAGUUGGAGAAGGUGCUUCAACUAGUCACUGGAGCUCAACAAAUAAAAGGAAUUUAUAGCGAGAAGAGAAGUCAGUUUGAUGUGGAGCGAAACACGCCCAAGCAGCUGGUGGAGAAAGUGGCAGGGGACAUCGCCAAACUGCUCAACAGGAAACGCAAAGCUCUUGAGAGGUUGGCUAGAGAGGCUGAAGACAUCCAGAGAGAACAUUCAUGGCAAGAUGGCAUCAAAGAAACCGACAUCCAGUAUUACGACUCCAAAGCUGAAUCAGAUUACUCGGAUGGUGAUGAUGGGGAAAACCUUAUGGAAAACCCAAACUCUCUCUCUUUGGAGUUUGUGGAUGACCCUAACUUUAAGAAUAAAGUCAACUAUUCAUAUACUGCUGUACAGAUUCCUACAGACAUUUACAAAGGCUCUCCCACUAUUCUGAAUGAGUUGAACUGGACUCAGGCUCUAGAGCGGGUCUACAUUGAGAACAGUCGAGAAGAUCCAUCACUACGCUGGCAGGUGUUUGGCAGUGCCACUGGUGUCACCAGAUAUUACCCAGCCACUCCGUGGAGAGCACCCAACAAGAUUGAUCUGUAUGAUGUGAGGAGACGCCCGUGGUAUAUUCAGGGUGCUUCGUCUCCAAAAGACAUGGUCAUCAUUGUGGAUGUGAGUGGCAGUGUGAGCGGACUGACCCUGAAACUCAUGAAAACCUCUGUCAAUGAAAUGCUAGACACGCUUUCUGAUGAUGACUACGUAAAUGUGGCCCGGUUUAAUGAGAAAGCGUAUGCUGUGGUGCCGUGUUUUACGACGCUGGUUCAAGCCAACAUAAAGAAUAAGAAAAUCUUCAAAGGGGCAGUGAAAAACAUGGAGGCCAAAGGGACAACAGACUACAAGACCGGCUUUCAGUUUGCUUUUGACCAGCUGUUGAAUGAGACCAGCGCUCCGAGGGCGAACUGUAAUAAGAUGAUAAUGAUGUUCACUGACGGCGGUGAAGAUCGUGCUCAAGACAUCUUUGAGAAGUACAACUGGCCAAACAAAACAGUGAGAGUUUUUACAUUCUCAGUUGGGCAGCACAACUAUGAUGUGACUCCGUUGCAGUGGAUCGCCUGUGCCAACAAAGGUUAUUACUUUGAGAUCCCUUCCAUCGGGGCCAUCAGAAUUAACACGCAGGAAUACUUGGAUGUUUUGAGUCGGCCGAUGGUGUUGGCAGGCGAACGGGCGAAACAGGUGCAGUGGACCAACGUUUACCAGGACGCUCUGGGUUUAGGUCUCGUCAUUACCGGAACAAUGCCAGUCUUCAAUCUCACAGCUGAUGGGGACUCGAAAAAUCAGCUGAUUCUUGGUGUCAUGGGUGUAGACAUUGCCCUCAGUGAAAUUAAAGAACUCACACCGCGGUAUAAGCUUGGAGCCAAUGGUUACACAUUUGCCAUAGAUCCCAAUGGCUAUGUUCUCCUUCAUCCAAACCUACAACCUAAGAUCAUUAACUUCAGAGAACCGGUCACGCUGGACUUCUUGGAUGCUGAACUCCCAGACCGAAACAAAGAAGAUAUUCGGCGUCAAAUGAUUGACGGCAGAGCAGGACAGAGGAAGAUCAAGACACUAGUGAAAUCUGUCGAUGAGCGUUACAUUGAUGAGGCCACGAGGACGUAUAUAUGGUCUCCAGUGGAGGGCACAGAUUACAGUCUUGGUUUAGUUCUGCCAACCUACAGUGAGAAUCACAUCAGGGCCAACCUGAGCGACCAGAUACUCCAAGUCCAGUAUUUUGAGUCUCUCCUGCCAAACACUUUUGAAUCAGAGGGACAUGUGUUCAUUGCCCCCAGGGAAUACUGCAAAGACCUGGAGCUGUCCAACAACAACACAGAGUUCCUGCUCAACUUCAUAGCUCUGAUGGAGAAGGUCACACCUGACUCCAAACAAUGUGACAAUUUCCUGCUGCAUAAUCUCAUCUUGGACACGGGCAUCAUAAGGCAACUGGUUGAUAAAGUCUGGAAGACCAAAGAUCUCAACACGUAUGGCUUUCUGGCUGUCUUUGCGGCUACAGAUGGAGGUGUCACUCGAGUGUUCCCAAAUAAGGCUGCUGAGACAUGGGAGGAAGAUCCAGAACCAUUUAACGCCAGUUAUUACCGUCGCAGUCUGGACAACAAGGGAUAUAUCUUCAGAGCACCUUAUCGCACUGCUAAUGAUGAAAUACUGAACCCAGAGAACGACACUAUCGGCAUACUGGUUAGCACAGCGGUGGAUAUAACCAUUGGAUCCAGAAACCUCAAACCUGCAGUUUUGGGUGUAAAGCUUGAUCUAGAAGCUUGGACUGACAAAUUCAAGAUACUGGCGAGCAACCACACUGAAAGCAACCGACAGAGCUCUCAAACGUGUGGACCAACCAGUGGCUGUGAGAUGGACUGUGAAGCCAACAGUGAUGACUUGCUCUGCUAUCUGAUAGAUGAUGGAGGUUUCCUCAUCAUGUCCAAUCAGAAAGACCACUGGAAUAAGAUUGGUAUGUUCUUCAGUGAGGUUGACCCCACCCUCUUUUACGCCCUCUACAACAACUCCCUCUACAAGCGUAAACAGUCUUAUGACUUCCAGUCAGUGUGUGACCCUGUUCCGAGCAGCAACACUGGGGCCGCACCACGUGGAGUGUUUGUGCCUACAAUUGCUGAUGUAUUAAAUGUUGCAUGGUGGACGUCAGCAGCUGCCUGGUCAGUGCUUCACCAAAUGCUAUAUGGAUUUGCCUAUCAUAGUUGGUUCAUGACAGAUGAAGUAUAUGCUGAGGGAUUGGACUCCAAAGAGACGAGCUGUGUGAUGGUACAGACACAGUUCUACUUCAGUAACAUCAGCAGCUCCUACAACAUACUUCAGGACUGUGACAACUGCUCUAGAUUAAUUCAUGCCAAGAGAAUAAACAACACCAACCUGUUGUUUGUUGUGGCUGAAAGACUCUCCUGUAACUCCUGUGAAAUGGAGAAACUCUCUCAGGUGGAAACAGAAUACAAAGAAACAAAUACAUGUGAGACAAUAGCCACAGCCCGGUAUAGAAAAGGACCCACAACCUGUUUUGAUUACAAUGUUUUAGAGAACACGUCAGAUUGUGGGCGGGGUCACUCGUUCCGCCCCUCCAUCCUCACUUUACUCCUACUACAGCUCCUCCUACUUUCUGUUUUGGUCCGCCCCUCUGUUUAACUCCAUCCUCCUCUCCUUCUCUCCUUCCUUCUUGUCUCCUUAAUUCCACAUUUCUCCUUUAUCUCCCCGUUGCUCUAGUCAUAGGUAAUAUAAAGUGACUUCCUUCUGCCUUUAUAUGGAAGCCCAAGCUGUACUGCUUCAUCCACUUAGCUUCACAGGUUGUUGCUUAGUGACCGUUGCAGAACUUUGAUGUCUCCUGCCAAUCAAGAGCAUUUGUGGGAGGAGCUAAAUGUGUCUUUACGAAACAGGAAGCUAAACAUGCAAGCAGCCGGCUAGGACCAACAUACAGAAAAGAGACGUGUUGGAAAACGAUACAGACUGUUCCCUCACAAAACGGGGUCAAGUUUCGCUUAAUUUCCGCCUCUGAAGGUCAAAUGUCAAAGGUCAUCCUCAUCUUCAUCCUUUAUGGUAACCUGUUUCACACAGUUACCGGGCUACAGAACAUUCUGAAGCCGUCUAGCUUGCAUUAAUAGGAAAAUAACAGCUAAAUAAGAGCAGAACUUUACGUGAUCAUCAAAAAAUAUUAGUAACAAUGCGAGUAUUAAAAACAUACCUCCAGAUAUUAAGAUAUUUAAUGAGAAAGGAAAGAGUAUAUAUGUUAUUUAUUCAAUUAUCUUUUUUUAUUUAUGCACUAUAUCUACUUCUCGCCGAAAUUACACUUGUGUGUGGUCUAAUUUUUCUAGCCAAAUUAGGAGGUAGGAAAAACAAAACAAAAAAUGGCUCACAUUUGUGAAUGAGAUAAAAGCGGUAUUAUAACUCAAAACCAUUCUUUCAUCACUCAUAAAGGGCUUCAUAUAUUUAUUAUUUUAUUUUAUUUUACUCCCCAGAUCAAAAUAGGUUAGAAUUUUUCACCAGCUCAUGAUUUUUUUUGUUUUGUUUUUUGUCUUGUGAACAGCUUAUCACAAGGUAUACUAUAUUAAUGCCUCAGUAAUAUAAUAUCUGCAGCUAACAUGUAAAGUGUUCAUUUCUAAUCAAUCAAGAAGGCAUAUGGUCAUUAGAGGGAUAUCGAUGGAUUGAAAUGAUAUGUGACAAUAUCAGUUUGCAAAUGCUAAUUCUAUUCUACACGCACAAUUUUCCAUAAUCUCAGAAUGUCUAUUGUGCAUUGCAUUCAAAUGAGCACUUCACAACACAUGCUGAUUGUUUGCACUAAUGUAUUUGUCAGUGAACAGUAAUGCGAUGAAACCAUCAUUCUAGUUAAUGUGAUCACUACUGUAGAGCAGGAUAGUUUUAUUUUUUAUAUACAUAAGGCCCAAAACAUAUUUUACACAAGUAUGUUAAUGCAAAUGCUUUUAGGGCUGAACGUUUAUGACAACAAAUAAUAAUUGUCAAUUAUUUCCCUUGCUAUUGUAAUUGCAAUUAAUUUAGAAUAUGUAGUACAUGUCAGACGCUGUGAUUGGUUACAAUGUUCAAUGUUCUGCAUAAAAAUACAUAAAUAGGACAUUUUGAUGCGAUUGGAGUAGGCCUAAUGAAAUGCUGCUAUUGACAGUUUUCAGAGUUAGUUAAUUGUGGCAGCUGAGAUUGUUACCGUGAUUAUUUAUUCAAUUAAUUGUGCAGACUUCUAAUACACAAGUCCGAUGUCAGCCGCCAUUGCGUUUUGAAAUUCGCCAGAACAUAAUUCAUUACGCAGCAAAAGUAUUCUUGUAUUCUCAGCGUUGAAUUAGCAUAAACCUUAUCUUCUAUGAUCAGUUUUCUCUGUCAGGUCAACUACUGUCAUGGAGGAGCAACUUUAUGAAGAGCAAGUUGGCUUAAGUUAGUUUCUAGCUAGUUAUAUGAGUAAUAGCAUAUCUGUUUUAAUGGCACAGACAUUUCAAGGUAACUCUAUCUCCCCUUUGAGUGCUUCGGUUUAUUACCACCACAGUAACGCGAGAAUGCUUGUUAAAUUCGCGUCCAUGUUUGUGUAUUUGAGUAGGUUUGUUUCAGGCCCAAAAGAUGUUUUAACCAGUUUUUAGUAGAUGUAUGUUAUCAACAUGACAUUAAUAUUGUUAUUAUUAUUUUAAAUGUUAGUAAUGAAAUUGCAGCAAAAAGUCUUGUUUUGGGCCAAGUUCCAUAUCAUUCUCUUUUAGUUGUGCCUUGAUGCACUUUCGCAUUGGACAGCAUUGAUCAUAGAGCACGAUAAUUAUAGAGUCAAUUCAAUGUUCUAUAUAAGGUUAUAUUAAGAGCCAUUUCAUGGGCCUUAUAACUCUAAUAACAUGGGCUAUGUUUGGAAUAAAAUACUAGCCUACUGCAUACUGCGCAGUAAACUAUUUUUAAAAAUAGUAUGUGAAACAGUAUGCAUUAUUCAACGAUAAACAUUUGAAACAGUAUGUUACAUUGAUGUCACGUAACCUCAUUAUGUUGCAUAUCUAAUGCAGGAAGUGGCGUCCAGUUAUCAUCUUGGACAUUCAAAAAAAAUGGACAUCAAUUUGCACAUUUAAUCCAAUUUUGUGCAAAAUAUCUUAAUUUUUUGGCUGUCCAAUAAAAUAAUUAAUCAAAAGGGAGAUAAAAUAAUAGUUCAUAUUAGUUCUGGUUCAUUCAUCACACUGGAAAUGGAAGAUCAAGUCGAGCUUUGACAAAUGUAAUGGGUCAUUUGGGUAUUCCAUUUAUGCACACAAUAUAGAUAUGGCAGAAAUACUAUGAGUAGUAUGUUUGUAAGCUAUUCUGAACACAGACAGUGCCUCCAAUCUGGCUGUAGGGCUACAACGUCUUUUUUGGGGCCUUUUGACUGACAUUUGAAUUAGCUUGUGCAUUGUAGUUUGACUGACAUGAGGGAUUGUGUUUUAUUUAUUUAUUUUACUUUGAGUGUUGUAAGAAGCCUCUUAGAGGACAGGGAGGGAAUUUAUUUUCUGAAAUAGUUUUGUGUUCUCUCACAGAAGUUUUUGCAUUAACUUUACCCAUACAUUACAAAAAUGUACCAUGUUUUUACCACAGUAACCAUAUUUUAUUCAUGAUAUUAUUAGAACAUUUAAACUAUGGUAAUAUAAUCAUUCUGCCAAAAAACAUGGUUACUACAGUUUUACUAUAGUAACACCAUGGUUAAUUUGCAGUAACCAUGUUUUUUUGGUCGGGACCAUGGUUUUAAAAAUCAUUGUACAUGUACCACAAUUAAACCAUGGUGUUACUAUAGUAAAACUGUAGUAACCUUUUUUUUUUUUUGGUUGAAUUAUUAUAUUACCAUAGUUUUGGUUUUCCUGUUUUAUUACUAUGGUUUCACUACAAAUAUCAUGGGUAAAAUAUGGUUACUCUAGUAAAAUGCUGGUGAAUUUUCAUAAGGGAUGGAUAAAGCUAUUGCGAGGGAAUUUCAAAACUUAUUCUGAGGGAAUACAAAACUAUUUCAGAAACAAAUUCCCUCCCUGUCCUCUAAGGGGCUCUGUAUUAUUGAGCCACAGUGUUUGCCAUAUCCUUCAGAUCAGAUUUUCUGGAAUUUAUCCCUGUGAUUUUGUUCAAUCCAAAUGGAUACAAACCCUGAUUAACUCUUUAGAAGCACCUUGUACAUUUACUUGCAUUUACAUGCGCUCUGAAACUUAUUUACUGAUCCUCAGUUGCACGACAAACUGUUGCCUGGUUUUAUUUUCGCCCAUCUCAAUGGCCAUCACCUUCAACAUAAAGGCAGGACAUGUGCCAACAAAGACCCAUCAUAUAUUGUGGAGCCGUCUUUAGCAUUGUCUUGGAAAGACCUGUACAUUUGGAGGAUCUUGUCACUUACACUCUACAAACAUAAAGGUUCCUCAAUGGUUCUUUGUAGCACUUUGUGUUCAGCAAAAAACCUCCUUCUCAUCAAGAACAAUUUUCGCCUUAGGAUGUUUGACGUGAAUGAAAAUUAAUGUGUCAGUAUAGGAUCUUCAGAUCAGUGUAUUUUGUAUUCUGGGUAGUUUGAAGCACUAGAAAAUAGCAAGUUAUUUGUGGAGUCUACAGAGUUUCUCCUAUAAAACCAUCUUCUCUCAUGGAAGAGUCUCAUGGAAUCACAUUACUAUAACUACAUUUUUGCUAAAUUAGUUUUACGUGUCUCAUUCUACAUAUUAGUUUUCUGGUGAACUAAACACUAGAGGUGCAACAACGAGCUUUAUUCACUUUCACUGAAAUCACAAGUGUUAUGCUUCAUUAACACUUCAUAAACACGUAUUUUUCGUUUCAUUCCCCACACAAUACUCUCUUAUGACUUUGGAACACUUUUACUAUAACGCAUGAUUUCAAAGACGACACAUUUUAAAGCCUGCAUUGCAUAACCAAGUACGUUAACAAGCUUAUUCAAGUGUGACUAAGUCACACAGUGGCGCAAUUGAUAGAGUGUUGGACUUUGAAUGCAGAAGACUCAGGUUCAAAACCAGCAAAGACAGUAUGUGAGCUGAAAGUGUCAUAGAAGUGCCACAAAAUGGCAUGGUUGCGUUAACUAUUGCGUUUUGUUGUAUUUCACACUUAGAGACAUUAGUCUAGAGACAUUGGUUUUGUUUAUUUAAAACUAGAAAAUAAGAACCUUUGACUUGCUUAUAGCACCCCUCAGUGGAUAUUUCAUCUUGAAACUGCUGCGAUACGAGUAAUGAACAACGUAUUUUGCAAAAAUGUUGCCUGUCAUGUAAUUUUCAUUAGGCUGCCUCUCUAAUUGGGACCCUUCUUUUAAAGAGUGUGCUUUUGUGGGUGAAAUUCUUGCGAUCGUACUACUAAAUGGUGACUGAGUAAGGGUAAACUAGGUGUUAGAGUUGCAAAACUGACCGCUCUACAUCACCUCGAUCCAUUUUAAGCAUCAUAAUGAGGUGCUCUGGUUAUAGAGUUCCUUAACCUGUUGUAGAUGUGUUUUGUCUGGUUUGUUUGGGGGAGUGUGUAUAUGUGUGUUUGUAGGUUUGCUAAUGGUUGAGGAAAUGAAUUAGUGUUUGCUGUUAUGAAGUACGUGAAAUAACUGUGAAAAAUAGAAAAUUUUAUGCUAAGUACUUUUGAGAGUAUUGUCACUGUUGAUGUUGCAGGAAUGUUACGUGUGGUUUUCACAGAAGUGUCAAACGAAUGUUUCAUGUCUGUCUGUCUCAAUGCAAUCCCUGCUAAAACACUGCAUUUAAUUUUCUGAACACUCCCUCUGUCUCUGUUUUUAAAGGGAUAGUUCACCCAAAAUGAAAAUGUUGUCAUCCUUUACUCACCUUCAUUCUGUUUCAAACCUAUAUGAUCUUACAUAGAACACAAAAUUAGAUGUCUUACAAAAUUUUCGAGCUGCUUUUUUCCUUUGAAUGAUCAAAUAUAGUGACCUGAGUCUGUCAAGCUUCGCAAAACCAUCGUAAAAGGCUUUGAAAUAACAUGAGGGCGAGUAAAUGAUGACAGAAUUUUAACGUUCUUAUUUUCUCACAAACAGAUAUCAAGAUGUAUCAUGUAUUUUUCUUAUUUGAGAGGUGAAUGUUGCAUGUUUGACACCGAUGCUAGUGGACACGUUUCUAUCACUGUUUCCUUUCUGCAUUUUGUUUAUCACCUUUGUACCACCAUCAGAACUAAUUGAUUUUAGAGAAAAUUAUGCUAAUUGUCAGGUUGAAAGUUGAGCCUAAAGUUGUACAUAUCACUAAUAUAUGAACUUGAAUGCAAUUCUUAUCCUCACAAUAUCAAAUAUGACUCCUAUUUAUAACGUUCUAAUGCCGUAACGCACAUCCUGAAGAAUACCUGAAUCCCUCUACAAUAUAAAACUCUUUCCUGAAUUUACAUUGGACAAAAUAAAUGACAAAACUCCCAUAAAAAAUAUAAGUGUACGGUCAUGUACACCAAAAACAAUUUUUUUUUGAAAACUGAAGACUGUUUUUAGUGUUCGCCCCUAAGCUUAAUGGCAACAAAACAGAGAUUUGUAUGAUGUGAGAAGCUGAAGGGAUGAUUCACCUCAAAAAGGAAAAUUAUGUCAUACUUUUCUUCCCUCUAAUGUCAUUGCAAACCUGAAAGACUGUCUUUCUUAAGUGGAACACCAUAUAUAUUGUAUUCCAUACAAUAAAAGUGAAUGAGUAAUAGGGCUGUCAAUCAGCAAAAUUGUGAAAGGCUAUAGUCCAAGCCACAAACCUCAUUUGUGUUCACAUGCAUUCAAACAGGUUGGACAUCAAUGAUGCCAAAUGCCAUUGGUUCUUGCGUGCCUCACAACCAAUCACGAUUCAGCAAGUUUAAAUAUAUAAAAGCAUGAAAGAAAUUUGAAAGCUCUGGUAUCGGCGAAAUUUUCAGUGAAAAACUACUUAAAUUGCGGUCUGUUUCUCACAUAAAGUUCUCAUAUCACUUUGUAAUGACGUGAGGGUGAGUAACUGAUAACAGAAUUGUCAUUUUUGCGUGAAUUAUUCCUUCAUUGGCGAAACUUGUUAAACUUGUACCUUUUUCUUUGCUUGACUAUGAAAACAAUCUGCAAUUUUACGAAAGAAGGAAAUAUGCCUUGUCAUUAUUUUUGGUGAGUUGCUACUUUUUAUUUGAUUAUUUCGUUGUCUUUAUUUUAUUUCAGUUUGUUUUUUGAGGAAAGUAUGUCAUUGUCUUAAUACUGGAACACUUUCGAUGUACAGGGGCACAGAACUGCCCACAUUAGGGAAACACAUUUUGGCAAGACACCGCGGUUAAAUGAUCAUGAAUGUGCUUGUCUUGUGUCACAAUUCCAAGUACACUGUGGAACAAAAGUCCUUGUUUUUAAGUGGUCCGAAAUAUUUGCUUUUGCCAAAUAAAAAAAGAGAAAAAAUAGUAUUCAUAAAGAAAAGCUAAAAAGAGGAAGCAGCUUGCACAAGGGGAGGGGCCUGUUCCAUACCCCACCUAAUGGGAGGAGUCCUUAUUUUAGACCCUCCUCUGGCCCCUCCCACUCCAAAGCAACAUCCUUGUAGGUGCGUUUCCAUCAGCGAGACGUGUAUGUGAUUACGUAGUCUUUAGUCUGGUGCUCCGUGACAAAUGUGUACAAAAAAUAUAUAUAUCAUAAAAAAAAUAAAAAAAAGGAGAAACUGAAUUUAACACGAGUGAGGUUUAACAAUGUAUUAACGAUUAAAAAAUAGAAUCACAGUACUGCUGAUAAUACUCAUGAGUGGAGGUCUGAUAUUAUGGUGAGCGUAUUUUUAUUUCAUUUGUUUAAUGGAUCGUGUGUCGGGGGCUCAGUGCCUCGUGUCUGGGUCCACGUUGCUCCAUUUUUUUGUACAGACAACAAAAAAAGACAAAGGGAAAAUUUGUAAAAUAUUGUGUCUGUGACUCCUUGUAAAAUAUUUUCAAAUUGUUUAUUACAGAGAAUCAGUUAUUAAAUAAUGUUCAUAUUUUUA
This is a messenger RNA of Myxocyprinus asiaticus (Chinese sucker), 10694 nucleotides long. RefSeq names its product voltage-dependent calcium channel subunit alpha-2/delta-2-like. The transcript has 38 exons. Gene Ontology annotation, molecular function: voltage-gated calcium channel activity. The record is from RefSeq and is a predicted model, not a curated record. Bases 178 to 3486 code for a protein of 1102 amino acids. Lineage: Eukaryota; Metazoa; Chordata; Actinopteri; Cypriniformes; Catostomidae. Gene Ontology annotation, cellular component: voltage-gated calcium channel complex.